Messenger RNA from Symbiodinium sp. CCMP2456, 1209 nucleotides. The record is from the annotation of a GenBank genome assembly. Lineage: Eukaryota; Dinophyceae; Suessiales; Symbiodiniaceae.
AUGGGCACAGCGCUGACCAGUGUGACGUACGAGGAACCGGAACUCUGCAGCGAUGCAGAGUUUGAGUGCGCGCCCGGCGUCUGUGUUCUGUGUCCUGCUGGAUCAUGCCAGUGCGAUGGAUGGCAGGACUGCGAGAAUGGUGCGGACGAGGAUGUUUGGGGCGUGCUGUUGCAGAGAAACGUCAAUUCCUUGGCCAUUGGUCUCCUGCUUUCUGCCAGGUCAACGAAAAUGGCACAGUCGCUGGGGAUGAUCCAUGCUUUGACCAGUCAGGCAUUCCUUGCAACAGUCGCCUGGAUGCAAGUGUGGGAGACAUGUUAUGAGAUGACAGCUUCAGUGGCUGUAGCCAUGCACCCAAGGUGCGUCCCAAUCUCGCGAACAUGCGAUGGCGUGCAGGAUUGCCCUGGCGGAGAGGAUGAGGAAGGCUGUCCGUCCUUGCCAGAGUCAGACGACAGCAACUCCUCUGAUAAUGCGACCUGGGUGGCUGCCGUCUUCUUCGACUCCACAGAGAUCAAGUGCGCGAAGCUGGCGCAGCCGGACGGCGUGGUCACGCCGGAAGUUCAGCUGAUGGCUUGCUCGCUGGAGGCAGUCGCUCCUCAGGUGCUGGACGUGGCCAAGGCGACCUUCAUGCGGACGGAGGUGGACAAUGCCAAUGGCCAGGUUUCCUUCGGCGCCCUGCGCUGUGCCGUGGGGCCCAACUUGAAGAAUCACGAGAUCAUUGGCUUGGCGACGGCAGAGAUGGCGUACAAUGCGGACAACACUUCCAAAGUAGUGAAGUGCUACUGCAUGCAGCGCAUGUACCUCGAGCCAGAGGUGUUCUUGGCGCUUGCUGAAACGGACAAGCGGGCUACGAUGUGCGCCGAGUACAUCGGCAUCUCGCAGGGCAACUAUCACCGAUCCUGGAUACGUGUCGGCAUCAUCGUCCUCUUCAACGAGCUUUUUGAGGCGCUUAUACGCGGGACCUCCACUUCCGUGCGCUACAAGGAUGAGACUACGAGGCUCGUGCGACACUUCAGGAACCUUUUCUGGUUUUGGUUGCUGAACUCGGCCCUGAUCCCGGCCUUCGUGAGCUGCACCAUCCCGGCACGGGGGCUCGGAGGGCCUCGGGCUUUCGACCUUGCAAGCUGGGGAUUUUAUCUGGUAAGACCAGCUUUCCCCAGGCCUUCUGGGGUUGGCUCCUUCGGACCCUGGAGAUUGAGGGGACGGACGUAG